AUAUUUAGUCAGUCUCCGUAAACGCACACAAAGAGGCAGACGUCACUAAGUAUCGAUUUAUUUUGUGGGGAACAGUAAACAAUGACACACGGACGAUAACAGAUAAAGUUGCGCGAUUUUUUUGUAGAAAUACACGGCAUCUUAUUUGAACGACGUUGAUUUAUAUGCGAGUUUACAUGGCCAAAAUGACGAACCCAAGAGUGUGUGUAAUUGGAGCUGGCAUAGCAGGGUUGACAACCGCCAGGUACCUGAAGGAAGACGGUAUUAACUUCACGGUUCUGGAAGCCACGAGAUAUGUCGGCGGCACAUGGCGAUACGAUCCAAGAGUAGACGUCGAUGAAAAUAAUGUCACUAUGUACACCAGCAUGUAUAAACAUUUACAAACAAAUUUGCCUAAACCCACAAUGGAGCUACCGGGGUUUCCAUUACCUGAUGAUGCACCUUCAUAUCCUGGUUGGGAAGAUUACUACAAAUAUCUUCAGUCAUAUGCUAAGCACUUUGAUUUGGAGAAAAAUAUAAAGUUCUUACACAAUGUUAUAUCAAUCAAAAGAGAUGAAAACGUUUGGAGAGUAAAACACAAACAAGUAGUUACAAAAGAAGAAUUUGAAGAAGAGUAUGAUUAUGUCGUUAUUGGCACGGGACACCAUAGCAAAACUCACAUGCCAAACAUAACGGGGGAGGAAACGUUCAAAGGGACAAUAAUACACAGUCACAGCUACAGAGUACCUGAUCCUUACAAAUGCCGUCGGGUGUUGAUCAUUGGAGCCGGUCCAUCGGGCAUGGACAUCAGUUUGGAUGUAGCCACAGUAAGCACCACCGUCUUUCAUAGUCAUCACUCCACAGCCGAGGACUUAACGCCGUAUCCAGAAAAUUAUGUGAAAAAACCUGACGUGAAGGCACUAAGUGAAAGUGGAGUCGUCUUCGUUGAUGGCACUUUUGAAGAAAUUGAUGAUGUUAUUUAUUGCACAGGCUACGAAUACUACUACCCAUUUCUAGACGAAUCCAGCGGUCUAUCAAUUUCCCACCAUAGCGUGAUUCCCUUGUACCGGUACCUGGUGAACAUCCAUCAACCAACCAUGGUGUUAUUGGGGCUUGUGGUGCGAGCCUGUGUCGUGAUUGCCUUAGAUGCCCAGGCUCGAUACACAGCAGCCCUUAUCAACGGCAACUUCAAUCUACCCUCUCAUGACGAAAUGAUGGCGGAAUGGCAAAGACGAUAUGACGUGGUUAAAUCACAGGGCAAGCCUCUGUCGCAUAUCCACUUUUUAGAAGCAAAGGAAGAUGAGUACUACGCAGAUCUAACAAAAGAGUCUGGCAUAGCGAGAGUGCCUCCAGUCAUGUUCAAAAUUCGUAUAAAUGAUAUCAAGAGUAAACUGGAAAACCUGCUCGUAUACAGACGUUACACUUACAAAGUGCUGGACAGUGAGAAUUUCACCACAACUUUGGACACCGUCCAGAAUGAGAGAAAAAAUGAAAGUUGUGUACCAUAAUUUGAAGUUAAAGCUGUAGUGGGAAUUUCCUAAAAUCCUUUUUAGUGGUCGCCUACGUCGCCAUAUAGCCUUUGUUAGAUUAUGCGAACAUAGGUAGCCUUUUGAUCUACUUCAUUAGGAGUUCUCAAAUUAUAUUUAAAGAAGUUCGAUAUAAAAAGUAGAAUUAGAGUCUGGCGUAGCCACAGGUAUUACCUAGUCAUUUAUUAGUUGAGUUAAAUAAAAUAAGGCGACAACGUCAAUCACGGUUAAAUCCGUGGGGCGUUACCACCACUACUAUAUCUGUGAACUGGACCAUAUAUAAUACAAGAUAUUUCUUUAUAUUUUAGUGUUCGUACAAAUCAAUUAAUGAUAAGUAACUUAUGUCUUCCAAACAGAAUUUAUUUUACAUAGAACGAUAUGAUUGUAACGUAGACUAUAAAAUAAAACUAUAUUGAUGACACCAAUAUCUUUUAUUGUCAUAUUCAACUUAAAUAACUGGUAACGGAUGUUGACUUAAACUAAUCUUAAACCUAUAAUCUUCAAAAAGUUUUUACUCGUAAGUAUUCGUAAGUAGAAGGUUAUUUAUUAAAUGGACUAAUUUUUUUAACAAAAAUACCUACUUAUUAUAUAUCACUAUGGCUUUAAACAGAGGCUUUUCUUUACCUAAUUGUGUCUCUUACAAUAUAUUACUCUCAAAAUAAGGCUUUGUUGUAC
Molecule: messenger RNA, 2180 nt
Organism: Amyelois transitella
Lineage: Eukaryota; Metazoa; Arthropoda; Insecta; Lepidoptera; Pyralidae
Product: senecionine N-oxygenase
Exons: 8
Coding region: 165-1487 (440 amino acids)
Molecular function (GO): NADP binding; flavin adenine dinucleotide binding; N,N-dimethylaniline monooxygenase activity
Source: RefSeq, a predicted model, not a curated record